Molecule: messenger RNA, 1962 nt
Organism: Megalobrama amblycephala (Wuchang bream)
Lineage: Eukaryota; Metazoa; Chordata; Actinopteri; Cypriniformes; Xenocyprididae
Product: sialoadhesin-like
Exons: 8
Coding region: 86-1474 (462 amino acids)
Source: RefSeq, a predicted model, not a curated record
AUUUGUCUCAUUUACAACACUUUCCAUUAACACAUGACUUUAUGCACUCAAGAUUCAGAACGUUACAGAUUAUAGUAACAGAUUAAUGAAUCUACAAUCCAAUAGAUGUUUCUUUUCUUUUCUUUGUUCUCCAGGACAAGCAAUAUUGUUUUGUGCCUUGUGUUGUACUAAAUUUAUGCAGACUGAGAGCAUGGCGUUCAGACCUUUACUUAUCAUACUGCUGCACUUUCCAGGCUCUCUGACACUGGACCUCCAGCCUGUGACCUGUAGCCAAGAGAGUAUUUGUGCUGUGAAGGGGUCUCAGGUGACACUGAAGUGCUCUUACUCCUACGUCAACAUCAAAACUGUGUUCUGGUUCAGCCAAAAACAAAGUCCAAACUGGAGAAAUAACAGCGAACCUGAAGAUUUGACUUUAGACUCAGACUACUCAGGAAGAGUAAAGCCAAUCAUUGGUAGUUACCAUUCAGAGCUCAUAAUUUCAGACCUGAGAGAGAGAGACUCUGGAGAAUAUCAGCUCAUGUUCAUCAUGAAGGAUGGAAUUAAACGUCUCGGCUCAGUCGCUGUCAAUCUAACAGUCACAGACCUGCAGGUGAGGAUGAAUCCUGCAACUACAGACCGGAGAGAUCAGAGAGUAAAACUGACCUGUGAUUCUUCCUGCACCUCUGGAGAUUGGUAUUAUUAUUACUGGAUGAAGGAUGGACAGUAUUUCACAAGUACAAGCUCUCGCAACAUAUAUCUGUCACUGAACAGAGAUCUUGGCAGCCUCUCCUGUGCUCUUGAUCAAACACAUCAUUUCUCUUCUCUGUGUGUUUCUAAGGAUCGCUGCUGGGAUGUGACUUACACCUCUAGAAGAGUCUGUGCUUUGAUGGGAUCAACAGUAGACAUUUCCUGCACAUACUCACAUCCCUCUGGUCAUACUGUAAAUGAAACAUUCUGGCAUUACGUUCAGUCUGGUGACUUCAAGGAUCUGCGUGAGGAGCGUCAGUUUGCUGGUCGUGUGGAGUAUGUGGGGAACACACUGAGAAUCAAAGAGCUUAAGAUCAGCGACUCUGGAGAACAUCGAUUCAGGAUCAUCACUGACACAACAAGAGGAAAAUACUCUGGAACACCUGGAGUCAUUCUUACUGUUACAGAUACGAUGGUGACAAGCAGUCCAGACAUUAUAUCAGAGGGACAGGAAGUGAUAUUAAGCUGUUCAACUAAAUGCACUCUGAGCGACAAACACACUUACAUCUGGUACAAGAACGGACGGCAGGUAACGGAUGGAUUCACUAAAGACAACAAGCUGUACCUGGACUCAGUCAGCGAUGAAGAGCUUCAAGAGUAUUCCUGUGCUGUAGGAGAUCCAGUGGACAGCACAGCGUUCAGCCAUUAUACAGUCAUUCUGCUGGUGUUUUUACCUCAGUUUCUCCUAAUAGCAGCUCUGUGGAUGUGGUUUUUCAUCAGAAUUCGUCUACCCUCAAAAACAAACUAAAAACAAAUUGAAGACUCUGAUGUCCCACAUCUGUUCAUCUGCUGUCUGUCCAUCAGAGCUGGUGGAGUGAUGUCACUGUGAGAUCAUCACCUAGCAACAGUCAGAACUGUCAACAUCAGUGAUACAGUGAUGUCAUAUACAGUGACUUUUCAAUCACUGCUCAAUCUGCAUAAUCAAACAAAACUACAGUUAAACUACUGUCCAGGUUUUAGCCAUCCAUUCCUUUCCUCCUCCUAUAAAGAUUGUUAAUGAAUCCAUCUUUAUAAUGGGUGCUUAUGUUCCGUCUUUUUUUUCCGUCAUGAUUUCUUUAUUCUUGUAUUAGCACAGAUUUCAUAUUUUAUAUUUCAAUAGAAGAACUUUAACCACAGUAAUGAUGCCUGUUAAUGUGGAAAACAAUUGUAUUAUUGUGGAAAGCAAUUGAUCUGUGCUUAACUGUGAAGACAGUGCCACCUUCUGGUCAUAAAUAAAUAUAUAAAUCUGCCCUAUAA